AUGGAAAAUUCUAAUUCUUCUUCAACUGCACAAGUACAAUCUAACAAUUUGGAUACACAACAGAGCAAUGAUAGUGAAGUAGUUAAACCAAGCCAGAUAUUAAAUGGAACUCAAGUAUUACCCGAUGUCAGGCCAUUCCAUCCUAGUAAAACUAUGCAUGAAAUGACACCAGGCCCAAAAAAAUAUCAAAAUAUUAAAAAGUCACCUGAUAAAGAACCAAAAUUUGUUCCCUAUGAGCCGUACAAGGCAGCAGUUCGUUCAAUAGUGCCAGAGUUAGGUCAACCUUCAGUAGCCAUAUUUAAAAGAAGACUGUCGACUGCAUCUAAUUGCAGUAAAGUAUCCAAUGUAACUGAAGAUAAAGAAGAUGUGAUAAGUAUGCUGACUCAAGAAAAACAGAAUCUAGAAGAAGAGGUUGAUAAACUUAACACACAGUUAGCUAAUAUGGAUCUCCAAAUGGGCUCGCAGGCACAAGUUAAUAACGAACUUAAAAGUAUGCUUGUUGCAUCUAUUGGCGAAGACAUCGAAGCCAAAAUACAAAUGUUGACCGAGGAUAAAGUAUUACUGGCACACAAAUUACUCAAUUUCACAGGUGCAUUAGCUGGUCGACAAGAUCAAUUAGAAACAGUAGCUGGAGAACGAGAUGUGUUACGGAGUAAAUUUUUAGCUGGCAGUUUAAUAAUAGAAGAUUUAUCUAAGUGGAAGACAUUUCUGUGUGACCGCGUAGAUAAAUUAGAAGCUUCAUUACAAUCAGUACUGGACGAAAAUCGAAAAAAUAGACAUCUACUAAAAUCGGCACAUGAGAAUUUGAAGAUAUUACAAAAUUUCUAUAAACUUGAAGUAUUGAAUAAACAAAAAUUACUAGAUAGUACUAUAAUAGCUGAAGAUAUCAACAGGAUAUCAUUAUUACUUCGAAAACAUUUAUUAACCCCUCAAAUUCAAGAACUCCAAGUACAUGCUGCUAUCCACCAGACACAAGCUGAAUCCCAAGCUCAACAAAUAUUGAUACAGAAAAUGCCUAGAGAAAAAAUGAAUAAUGUUGAUGCAACAUGUAAUGCCAUAAUGGAAGCAUCACAAGCAUUAGAGUCUAAUAUUCAAUUAUGUUGUGGUCAUUGUACUGGAACCGUUAAACUUAUUUAA
Messenger RNA from Macrosiphum euphorbiae (potato aphid), 1137 nucleotides. The record is from the annotation of a GenBank genome assembly. NCBI's taxonomy places the organism in Eukaryota, Metazoa, Arthropoda, Insecta, Hemiptera, Aphididae.